AUGGAGCUGCCAGUGGUCAGCGAUGGUGUUCAUAUGGCUGCUUACAGAACCAGCCUUCCACUGUCAGCCACAAAUGGGAAGACAACUCCUGGAGGAUUUGAUGAGUCUAGCUAUUAUCAGUGCUAUGGUAGUGGCAGCAGUGUAACAUCUCUUGCACCUGGUGCUCUAACUGGCUAUGAGACUCUGGACGCCCCACCGCGCUAUGACUUCUAUGCCAACACUGAAGUGUGGGGGCGACGGAGGCGCCUCAGACCAUCUUUGUUCGAGCUGCAUGCCAAACCUGAGGAUGAGUUCAGACCUCCCAUGUAUGAGGAGACAACAGGUGGAGAAGACAGCUCUGAGGAAGAGGUGGAUGAACAAACACCGCCGACAUCUGAACCUACUCGCUUUGGAUGGGUGCAGGGAGUCAUGAUCCGCUGCAUGUUAAACAUCUGGGGAGUUAUUUUGUACCUGAGGCUGCCUUGGAUCACAGCUCAAGCUGGUAUAGGUAUGACCUGGUUGAUUAUUCUGAUUUCUUCUACCAUCACUGGGAUCACUGGUCUCUCAACCUCAGCUAUAGCUACUAAUGGCAAAGUCAAAGGAGGUGGGACCUACUUCCUGAUCAGUCGGAGCCUCGGUCCAGAGCUGGGUGGUUCCAUCGGCCUGAUCUUUGCCUUUGCCAAUGCUGUAGCUGUGGCCAUGCACACUGUGGGCUUUGCUGAGACUGUCACAGACCUGAUGCGAGAAAAUGGGGCUGUUAUGGUGGACCGGACCAAUGACAUCCGCAUCAUCGGCAUCCUCACUAUCACAUUGCUAUUGGGAAUUACAUCAGCUGGAAUGGCAUGGGAGUCAAAGGCCCAGAUUCUGUUCUUCCUGCUCAUCAUGCUGUCAUUUGCCAGUUACAUUGUGGGAACGAUCAUGCCAGCUUCACCAGAGAAACAAUCUAAAGGUUUCUUCAGCUACAGACCUGAGAUCUUUGCUGCCAAUUUUGUGCCCGACUUUCGAGGUCCAGAGGGCAGUUUCUUUGGCAUGUUCUCCAUUUUCUUCCCCUCUGCCACAGGCAUUCUGGCAGGAGCCAACAUCUCUGGAGAUUUAAAGAAUCCAACUUUGGCUAUCCCUCGUGGGACACUGUUGGCAAUAUUCUUCACUACAAUGUCCUACAUCAUCAUCAGCGCAACCAUUGGAGCUUGUGUUGUGCGAGAUGCAUCUGGUAUAAUGAACGACACCCUGUCUUCCUUGACACCCCCUGAUAGCUGUGUUGGUGUAUCAUGUCAAUUUGGUUGGGACUUCACGCCGUGUAUCAAUAAUAGGACCUGCACCUAUGGAAUCAGUAACUACUACCAGACACUGAGCAUGGCAUCAGCCUUCGCCCCGCUCAUCACUGCUGGGAUAUUUGGAGCCACUCUGUCCUCUGCUUUGGCCUGCCUGGUGUCUGCUCCCAAAGUCUUCCAGUGUCUCUGUAAGGACCAUCUCUACCCCCUCAUUAGCUUCUUUGGCAAAGGUUAUGGCAAAAACGAUGAACCUAUCAGAAGCUACCUGCUGGCGUACCUCAUAGCUUCUUGCUUCAUUUUAAUUGCUGAGUUAAACACCAUCGCUCCUAUCAUCUCCAACUUCUACCUGUGCUCCUACGCCUUGAUCAACUUCAGUUGUUUCCAUGCCUCCAUCACCAACUCACCAGGUUGGCGUCCAUCAUUCAGGUACUACAGUAAGUGGCUGUCGCUGCUGUGUUCUAUAACUUGUGUGGUGAUCAUGUUCCUGCUGACAUGGUGGGCGGCCCUCAUUGCGAUCGGUGUCGUUUUAUUCUUUCUGGGAUACACACUCUACAAGAAACCAGCUGUGAACUGGGGCUCAUCGGUGCAGGCUGGCACCUACAACAUGGCUCUGAAUCAUUGUGUAAGCCUCAACCUUUUGGAGGACCACAUCAAGAACUACAGACCCCAGUGUUUGGUCCUAACAGGUCCUCCUAGUAGUCGUCCAGCUCUUGUGGAUCUGGUCAACUGUUUCACAAAGAAUCUCAGUCUCAUGAUGUGUGGAAAUGUGGUCACUGCUGAUACCUUAUCAGCAGUGGACAAGGCGAGCAGUAACAGCCAUGUCACCUGGUUGAACCAAAGGAAAAUCAAAUCAUUUUACAGAGGAGUGGUGGCUUCAGAGCAACGGUCUGGGGUCAACAUGCUGCUACAGGGGGCAGGUUUGGGUCGUAUGAAGCCAAAUGUUCUGCUGAUGGGUUUCAAGUCAAACUGGCACAGUGAUUCACCUCAGGCUGCACAUAACUACAUAGAAAUCCUGCAUGAUGCAUUUGACCUGCAGUACGGAGUGUGCAUGCUAAGGAUGAGAGAGGGGUUGGAUGUGUCUCGUCUAUCUCAAUCACAUGUAAAUCAAGGUUUUGAUGUAGAGUCAAACGGCGCUGACGCCAUCUCUGCCAAUUCCUGCAUUCAAACAAGCACUACAUCCUCUGUUGCUGUUGUACCCGAGCCUCAGCCCUGCACCAUUUUUCAGAAAAAACAAGGAAAGAAGACCAUUGAUGUGUACUGGCUGUCUGACGACGGAGGUUUGACGCUGCUGCUGCCGUACCUGCUGACCCGCAGAAAGCGCUGGGCCAGGUGUAAGGUCCGAGUGUUUGUGGGAGGGGAGACAGACAAGAAAGAAGAGCAGAAAGAAGAGGUUUUGUCACUGAUCAAGAAGUUUCGUCUUGGUUUCCAAGAUGUCGAAGUGCUUCCUGAUAUUUACCAGAAUCCCCAGCCUGUAAAUGUCCAUCGGUUUGAAAACAUGAUCAGUAGCUUCAGGCUGGAUACGAACCCCAAACAGGAAUCAGACCCUGACCCUCCGAGACAGCAGGAGGUGCCCUGGAUGAUCACAGACCAGGAAUAUGAGAGGAACAAAGCAAAGUCUCUCCGUCAGGUCCGUCUAAAUGAAGUAUUGCAGGAUUACUCCAGAGAUGCAGCUCUUGUUAUUGUCACAAUGCCAGUAGGGAGGAGAGGAGUGUGUCCCAGUACUCUCUACCUGGCGUGGCUCGACAUCUUGUCACGGGAUCUUAGACCUCCGGUGCUGCUAGUCAGAGGAAACCAGGAAAGCGUUCUUACUUUCUAUUGCCAGUGAAAUGUCUCCAUGAGUCUAUUGUUCAUAUAAUAACACAAGUCUGACAUUGCAAUGCCUUUCAGACAGGUAAUGAUCAUCUGAUGUUGUAAUGGCGUUGUUUGCUGUUUAAUGGUUUGGAAUUCAUCAUCUCAUAAUGUGCACAUGAAAUGAUUUGUAUUAUUUUCCUAAAUUUAUCUUUUAAAUUAACGCUAAAAAUGAACCGCUGUGAUUUUAAAUGAAAGAUAAUUGCUAAAAAGAAAAGAAAUUGUACUGAAUUUUUGGUCUCACAUUUGACAUUUCUGAUUUAUUUCAUUCUAGUUUGAAUAGUUUAUUGGACAGCUUAUUAAAUCUGCACAUGUUUAAAGGAUGUUAAAUACUUAUGCUUUUCAUUUUUAAUGUUUUUAAUUUGAUACUGGGGGGUAAGAUCAGCAGAAUUUUGAAUCAAAAUUGAUUUGAGUAAAUUGAGUAAAUUGGGCAGUCACCAUGCAUGUUGACUCGCCUUAGCUGAGGAAAUACUGAGAGUAAUCAGCUAUUUGGUGCAACAGUGACACAGUGCAAUUUCACUUAUUAUCAUCCUCGCUCAAUGCGCUAUGAAACGUAAGAAGUUUGGGUU
Molecule: messenger RNA, 3667 nt
Organism: Melanotaenia boesemani (Boeseman's rainbowfish)
Lineage: Eukaryota; Metazoa; Chordata; Actinopteri; Atheriniformes; Melanotaeniidae
Gene: slc12a3
Product: solute carrier family 12 member 3
Exons: 26
Coding region: 1-3075 (1024 amino acids)
Biological process (GO): sodium ion transmembrane transport; cell volume homeostasis; chloride ion homeostasis
Cellular component (GO): membrane
Molecular function (GO): sodium:potassium:chloride symporter activity
Source: RefSeq, a predicted model, not a curated record